This is a messenger RNA of Dromaius novaehollandiae (emu), 3144 nucleotides long. It is a transcript of the gene ABCG2, whose product is annotated as ATP binding cassette subfamily G member 2 (JR blood group). Lineage: Eukaryota; Metazoa; Chordata; Aves; Casuariiformes; Dromaiidae. The coding region runs from base 205 to 2190 and encodes 661 amino acids. The record is from RefSeq and is a predicted model, not a curated record. Gene Ontology annotation, biological process: transmembrane transport. The transcript is spliced from 16 exons. Gene Ontology annotation, cellular component: plasma membrane. Gene Ontology annotation, molecular function: ATP hydrolysis activity; ABC-type transporter activity; ATP binding.
CGGAGGCUCCUCCCGGCCACGGGGAGGGGGCAAAACUGAGCUCCCUGCUCCCGGCUUCGCAGCAAAUGUGAUGACACCGCCGGGGCUGCCUUUCCCCGCGAGCCGAACCAGCGGUUGGGACUACGCCUCUCCGCACAACGGCCUUCUCCCCCCUCCACUGCCUCUGCCAUCUCCUCGGCACUGAGCACGAGCUGCUGAGGAAAAAUGGCAGAAGGCCAGUCACACAUAAGUAUUCCGAUGUCGGACUCGAGCACAAACGGCAGCCCUAGAGGACAGCGAUCCUCUCCAGACUUAGCCAGCAGAGGAGGGAGCACGUUAACUUUCCACAACAUCUGCUACUAUGUGAAGAUGAAGAGUGGGUUCCUGUUCUGUAAAAAAACAGUUGAUAAAGAGGUUUUGAGAGAUAUUAAUGGCAUUAUGAGACCAGGACUGAAUGCAAUUUUGGGACCCACUGGCAGUGGUAAAUCUUCUCUGCUUGAUAUUUUGGCUGCAAGGAAAGAUCCUCAUGGGCUUUCAGGAGACAUUUUGAUAAAUGGAGCUCCUCAGCCUGCCAACUUUAAAUGUACCUCUGGAUAUGUAGUACAGGAUGAUGUGGUGAUGGGAACCCUGACUGUAAGAGAAAAUCUCCAGUUCUCAGCAGCACUCCGUUUGCCGCAGUCAGUGAGGGAACAGGAAAAAAAUGAACGAGUUAACCAGAUCAUCAAGCAACUGGGUUUGAACAAAGUGGCAGAUUCCAAGGUUGGCACCCAGUUCAUCCGUGGUGUGUCCGGAGGAGAGAGGAAAAGGACGAGUAUUGGGAUGGAGCUCAUUAUAGAUCCUGCUGUCUUGUUUUUGGAUGAGCCAACUACCGGACUCGAUGCCAGUACUGCUAAUGCUGUCCUGCUGCUCCUGAAAAGGAUGGCAAAACAAGGAAAAACAAUCAUCUUUUCCAUUCACCAGCCUCGGUACUCCAUAUUCCGACUGUUUGAUAACCUUACACUGUUGGCUGAAGGGAGGAUGCUGUACCACGGGCCAGCUCAGAAUGCCAUUGAGUACUUCAAAUCUGUCGGUUACGAGUGUGAGGCAUACAACAACCCUGCUGAUUUUUUUCUGGACGUCAUUAAUGGAGACUCAACUGCCGUGGCAAUGAGCAAGACAGAUGAAGCUAAUGCAGCAGAGAUCACUGAAGAACACAUUGAUCGUGAUAAAACUUUGGCCGAGAAGUUAGCAGAGCAAUACUCCAACUCCACCUACUACAAAGAAACAAAAGCAAUACUUGAGAAUUUUUCUUUGGGAAAUAAAAAGAAAACAAAAGUAAUUUUCAGACAAAUUACAUAUGCCAGUUCCUUCUGUCAUCAGCUGAAAUGGGUGUCCAAGCGCGCAUUUAAAAACCUGAUUGGAAACCCUCAAGCCUCCAUAGCUCAGCUCUGUGUUACAACUUUCCUGGGACUCCUCGUAGGUGCCAUUUUCUUUGGAGUAAAAGAUGACUACACUGGUCUACAAAACAGAGUUGGUGCAAUGUUCUUUCUGACCACCGAUCAGUGUUUCAGCAGCAUUACAGCUAUUGAACUCUUUGUUGUGGAAAAAAAAUUAUUUAUACAUGAAUAUAUCAGUGGGUACUACAGAACAUCUGCAUAUUUCAUCUCAAAGCUGAUGGCUGAUUUAAUACCCAUGAGGACUUUACCAAGCAUCAUCUUCACCUGUAUAACUUAUUUCAUGUUAGGUUUGAAACCAACAGCAGAAGCCUUCUUUAUAAUGCUGCUUACCCUUAUGAUGGUGUCCUACACAGCCACUUCUAUGGCACUAGCCAUUGCAACAGGACAGAGUGUGGUCACUUUGGCGAACCUGCUCAUGACUCUUGCAUUUGUUUUUAUGAUUAUUUUCUCUGGGUUGCUGGUAAAUCUAACAAGCAUCAUAUCCUGGCUGUCCUGGCUGCAGUAUUUUAGCAUACCUCGAUAUGGAAUGACAGCUUUAGAAAUUAAUGAAUUGAGUGGUCUGAACUUCUGCAACAACACUGACACCACAGAUCUGAAUGAUAAUUGUCUGCAGAUAAGCCAACAGUGGUGCACAGGAGACGAUUAUUUGAAAAAUCAAGGCAUUGAUCCAAGUAGUUGGGGUCUAUGGCAGAAUCAUCUGGCUCUUGCAUGCAUGAUAGUAAUAUUCCUUACAAUUUCAUACUUGAAAUUACACUUCAUGAAGAAGUUCUCUUAAAACCAGAACAAAAAAUGUAGUUCAUAUUGUUUGAUAAACUGACUGCAGACCUGACUUGAUUAUUUUGAGAGACCUUCCUUUGUACUUUUGUUUCUGAUUUCAUAAUUCAAAAAUGUAUGAUUCUUGUAUAGUUUUAAAUACUUAGUAUUAAUGUACUUUGCUGAAAUAUCCAGCAGGCCACAACUCUCUUGAUUGCCAUAAGAAGUGUACUACACCAUUCGUUUCUUCAAGACUAAUCAUAGUCUUUCUGCAUGUUCUAGUUAUAGAUUUCAGAAACAAAACGGAUACUUACUGGCUUAAUCUGCAAAAAUUGGCUGCAUUAUUUUAUUAGCAGCUACGUUUACAAGCAAGUGAUUCAGUCCAAGUAGAAGCAGGUCAGCAGACUGGCACAGCUGGUGCUGAGAGCCCUACACCUACGCAGAGGUGGGACAGAGCAGCACUGGCACAAGGAGGAAUGGACGGCAGGCCAUGUUCUCAUUCCUCCCCGCUGCCCCUCUGCUCCCUGCUCCCAUCCUGCACAGAUGGCAAGUCCAUUUCAAGGACCCUCAUAAUCUGGAAAUCAAGGCAUCCUUACUGAUUAGCCCAAACCCUAAAUUAUCUACAAUGUGAAAAUGCAUAAUAAAAUGCGUCUCUCGAGUAUUAUGUCUUCUAUCUACCUUAUUUCAGGAAGGUAGAGGUUUCUAUGCUUCUAUAGAUUACUACAUUACUAAAGGUGAUACACUGCCUGGAAGAAUAGCUAGUAUUGACAAGCCAUAAACAAACCAGAGUUCCAGUCCUACAAUCGACAGUGGCAAAGGUGUCCUCUAUAUCCCGGGUCAUGUCUUAUGUCCUAUUCUAUUCAGGGAACUGUAACUACCCUAAGGUGUAUUUGACUGAUGUCACCAAGUUUUUCUUACCAAGCCAGAGCACUGCAAAUACUAUUUUUUAAAUAAAAAUGAUGUUGUACUUUUUUAA